GAUGUUCUUGAAGCUUUAAAAGCACUGUCUACGUUUUUCUAUGAGAAUAAUCUACGAACACGUCGUAAUUUACGAGGAGAUAUUGAAAGAAGAAGUCUAGCAAUUAAUGAACAGUUUGCGCAGGCAACCCAGCAAGUCAAAGAGCAAUUAGACAGCAUAUAUCAUGAUGUGGAAUCCAUGGGAGUCUGUUGUGAGGAAAUGACCAAUAGAUUAAAGGUACAUUCCUUCUCUUUGUGUCAACUGGAAAUAAUGGAAUCUAUGGCCUUACACCAGGAGACUGCAUAUGAACGACUAUACAGGUGGACGCAAGGUGAAUGUCGUUUACUGAGUAGCGACUCUGUAGAGGUAUCACCACUGCUGUGUCAAGCAGUGCAAGCACUGCAGGACAGACCUGUAUUGUUUAGGUAUUCUUUAGAUGAAUUUGGUACAGCUAGAAGAACAGCUGUGGUUAGAGGAUUUAUUGAUGCCCUUACUCGUGGAGGUCCUGGGGGAACUCCACGUCCCAUAGAGCUCCAUUCCCAUGAUCCAUUGCGAUAUGUUGGCGAUAUGCUGGCAUGGUUACAUCAGGCUUCGGCCUCAGAAAAAGAACAUUUGCAAGGUUUAGUUAAACUAGCCACACAGCAAGGUCAGUAUAUAUAUGAAAUUUUAGGUCACAUCACGGAAGGUGUUUGCAGACCAUUUAAGGUGAGAGUGGAGCAGGUAUUGGUUUCAGAACCAGGUCCUGUUAUUUUGUAUAAAUUAGCCAAUCUCUUGAAGUUCUAUCAUCACACAAUAGGACAACUACUUGGGUCAGAUGCUGUGUUGUUGACUACUUUAGCUGAAGUUCAUGAAUUAAGUCAAAGAAUGUUCUAUGCUGCUCUUAAUGCUCAUGCACAAAGGCUUAUGGAAAAGGUAGAGUUACCUCCAGCGGAUCUUGGCGCGACUCAGUCCUUGAAUCAAUCUUUGGCAUUAUUAAGGGAAGUUCUUGCAUCGCAUGAUUCAUCAGUAGUACCGCUUGAUGCCCGACAGGAAGACUUUGCCAAGGUGUUGUCUUGUGUAUUAGAUCCACUGUUACAAAUGUGUGCAGUGUCUGCCAGUAAACUGAAUCCAGCUGAUAUGGGUGUUUAUAUGGUGAAUUGUAUUUAUGCAAUGCAGUCCACCUUGGCCCUAUAUGAAUUCACUGAUCAAAGACUGGAAAUGCUAGCUGGACAGAUUGAAGCUCACCUUGAUACUAUAGUUAGUGAACAGGCUUCCUAUGUUUUAUCACGAACUGGGUUAUCACACAUCUACAGUAUUAUACAACAACAUCAGUUGAAAGAGGGUCCUUUAGCGUCAAUACAUGGUAUGGAUGCCACUACAGUCAGAUCUGCCAUGAGCAAAUUUGACUCGUAUCUAUCAUCACCAGAUAGUUUAACAAUGCCACAGUUGAAUUUCCUACAGAGCACUUCAUUAAGGAGAACUGUACAUAAAAGGUCCACAGAGCUUGUAUCAGCUGCUUAUGACUUCCUGUAUCAAGCCAUCACCAAUCCUAGCAACGGUUACAAAGAACCAAGAUCCAUUGUUAUUAGAACUCCACAACAAGUGAAAACGUUACUAUCAUAA
Molecule: messenger RNA, 1581 nt
Organism: Saccoglossus kowalevskii
Lineage: Eukaryota; Metazoa; Hemichordata; Enteropneusta; Harrimaniidae
Product: conserved oligomeric Golgi complex subunit 6-like
Biological process (GO): intra-Golgi vesicle-mediated transport
Cellular component (GO): COG complex
Source: RefSeq, a predicted model, not a curated record